AUGUUUUCGCAUAAUCUACAAAUUCAGUCUUCAUCAUUUCUUUUAUGUUUACUUGAAAAUGUAGUUUCCUACGUGUUUUUAACAGUCGCAGUGUUAGCUACAGUUAUAGCGAUAUCCUUCAUAAUCGGGAGUUACGUGAAAUACUAUCAAGCCGGACAAUAUCACAUCGAAUCCAGUGAGAGAGCAUUGCUCCGAAAAGGUGAAGACACGCCAAUGGGAUCUUUCCCCCGAGGAGACGACGAAGAAGGCCCCAUAAUUCCCAGGUCCGACUCAGACAGAAGUUGCAGCGACUCACGAAAGAAAGGUGGCCGUUCCUCUUACAGCAAAAGAGGUGGAGGUACCCUCGAAAAAGACAAGAGUCAUCUACGAAAUGGAGGUGUAACCGCCCUAUCACCGUCGGGCACUCCUACACGCUCCAUCAGCGGACUCUAUUCAGCAGUGGCUAUGGAAACACCCAGAAAGAGUUGGGCGUCAGUAGGUCCAGCUAGUCUUGACCUCGACGAGGACGAUGAUACGAGACCAAGCAGUUCUUGUCGGUCUCAGGCAGCUAGCCAGCAGUCGUCGCUCAAAAUGGAACCCAUGGAAACCCAUAGGGUUUUUACCGAUAGAUUUAGUGAUGACGUCGAACACUAUGUGGUCAACAACGAUGAAUACGCAGUCGUGCGUAAACAAACAAAAGGUGCCGAGGAGAUUUACGCAACACCUCUGGACAAUAUGGAACUCCGACACCAAUUUCAGGUGACCACAGGACCUUACUAUGCCAAACGUCAAAACACUCAAAGACCUACGUUAGCCUUCACAGAGCAAAGUAAAUGUGUCGAGUGGGAGGAUGAAUAUUUCUGA
Molecule: messenger RNA, 843 nt
Organism: Acanthosepion pharaonis
Lineage: Eukaryota; Metazoa; Mollusca; Cephalopoda; Sepiida; Sepiidae
Source: the annotation of a GenBank genome assembly